Molecule: messenger RNA, 3443 nt
Organism: Larimichthys crocea (large yellow croaker)
Lineage: Eukaryota; Metazoa; Chordata; Actinopteri; Sciaenidae
Gene: rhot1a
Product: ras homolog family member T1a
Exons: 20
Coding region: 371-2353 (660 amino acids)
Biological process (GO): mitochondrion organization
Cellular component (GO): mitochondrial outer membrane
Molecular function (GO): GTP binding; calcium ion binding; GTPase activity
Source: RefSeq, a predicted model, not a curated record
CAAACGCGUUUGUCCUGUGGGGCUUGCUGUAGUCGCCGGUUACUGGAGGUCGGGCAUGCUCCUGAAACAUCCACUGCGAAAUGCUAUGCAGUCACCGAAAAGCCUGUGAUUGAGAGGGAUUCAAAACGAAAUGUGCCACGGGCUGCUGCUUAAAUUGUUCUCCCGCUGAGCCGACAGGUGUCGGGCUGAGAAGAAACGCGCAGAAAACGCGAAGCGGCUCAGAAAGCUGUCCGUCCGUUUUGUCCUACAAAGGCGCCGAGAGAGUUUGACAGCGGCCUGACGUGAGGAGGGCGACAUCCCACAGGGAAAAGACUACAUGAAACAAUAAAGACAAGUCCUUAUUCUGCUGUAGAGGGAAGCGAGCUGAAAGAUGAGGAAGGACGUGAGGAUUUUACUCGUGGGAGAGCCCAAGGUGGGGAAGACGUCUCUGAUAAUGUCUCUGGUCAGUGAAGAGUUUCCUGAUGAGGUUCCUCUCCGAGCUGAAGAGAUCACCAUCCCAGCUGAUGUCACCCCAGAGAGGGUUCCCACACACAUUGUGGACUACUCAGAAGCUGAACAAUCGGAUGAGCAGCUGUACCAAGAAAUAUCAAAGGCCAACGUUAUCUGCAUAGUUUACUCAGUGAACAACAAGAAAUCCAUCGAAAAGGUGACCAGCCACUGGAUCCCCCUCAUAAAUGACAGGAUAGACAAGGAUAGCAGGGUACCAUUGAUCCUUGUUGGAAACAAGUCAGACUUGGUGGAACACAGCAGCAUGGAGACUAUCUUGCCAAUCAUGAAUCAAUAUCAGGAUAUUGAGACCUGCGUAGAGUGCUCUGCCAAAAACCUGAAGAACAUCUCUGAGCUUUUCUACUACGCCCAGAAGGCUGUUCUCCACCCAACAGGACCCCUGUACUGUCCAGAGGAGAAGGAGUUGAAGACCUCUUGCAUCAAGGCUCUGACUAGAAUCUUUAAAGUGUCUGACCUGGACAACGACGGCAUCCUUAAUGACAAUGAACUCAACUUCUUCCAGAGAACAUGUUUCAAUACACCGCUGGCACCUCAAGCCUUAGAGGAUGUAAAGAAUGUGGUCAGGAGGAACAUGACCGAUGGAGUCAAGGACAACGGACUCACACUCAAAGGGUUUCUGUUCCUGCACACCCUCUUCAUACAGCGAGGUCGACACGAGACCACCUGGACUGUGCUGAGGAGGUUUGGUUACGACGAUGACCUGGAGCUCACGCAGGAAUACCUGUUCCCCUUGAUAAAGAUACCCCCAGAUUGCACCACGGAGCUUAACCACAACGCUUACCUCUUUCUCCAGAGUGUCUUUGACAAACAUGACAAAGACAGAGAUUGUGCGCUGUCGCCAGACGAGGUGAAGGACUUGUUCAAAGUGUUUCCAUACAUGCCCUGGGGUCCGGAUGUCAACAACACGGUUUGCACUAACGACCAGGGAUGGAUCACAUACCAGGGAUACCUCUCCCAGUGGACGUUAACAACAUAUUUAGAUGUACAGCGUAGUUUGGAGUACUUAGGUUACCUGGGCUACUCUAUCAUCUAUGAACAGGAGUCUCAAGCUGCUGCUAUUACAGUGACGCGUAACAAGCGCAUUGAUCUGCAGAAGAAACAGACCCAGCGCAGCGUCUUCCGCUGCAACGUCUUGGGCGCCCGGGGCAGCGGGAAGAGUGGCUUCCUCCAAGCUUUCCUAGGCAAGAACCUGCAGCAACAACGGCGAAUUAGAGAAGACCAUAAGUCCUUCUACGCCAUCAGCACGACCUAUGUCUAUGGCCAGGAGAAGUACCUGCUGCUCCAUGAAGUGAUGCCAGACUUUGACUUCCUGUCAGAGGCCGACCUAGCCUGUGAUGUGCUCUGCCUGGUGUAUGACAUCAACAAUCCACGCUCUUUCGAAUACUGCGCCAAAGUGUACAAGCAAUACUUCAUAGACAGCAAGACACCAUGUGUGAUGAUUGCCGCCAAGUCUGACCUGCACGAAGUACGGCAGCAUUAUAGCCUCUCGCCGCAGGAGUUCUGCCGCAAACACAAGCUCCACCCACCCCAGCUGUUCACAUGCAACACGACCGACGCACUCAACAAAGACAUCUACACUAGACUCACAACCAUGGCCAUGUACCCCCACAUCCGUCUCCGCAGCAUGUGCGCCUGCAACAGGUGCACCUAUUGCCUGUGUCAGAACCUCCUCAAGUCGGAGCUGCUGCGCAGUAUUAAGGCCCAAAUCCGCAGGGUCGUUUUCAACAGGCACAUGGCUCAGGCAGACCUGAAGAACUCCACCUUCUGGCUGAGAGCGAGCGUCGGUGCCACAGUGUGUGCCGUUCUGGGCUUCGCCAUGUACAGAGCACUUCUCAAACAGCGGUGAUUAGACAGCAUGAGACAGCUACUUCCUCACCCCCGGUCCCAUCUGUUGACUCUGCCCCUUCCCUCCUACCUGAAAGACUAAAAAGAAAAAGCCUGGAUGAACAACCAACCAACCAACCAACUAGGCCCAUUGCCUCAGUCCCCCUCAUCCAUUUCCCACAACAUGAGCAAGAAACAAAUGUGCAAGUUGAUAACUACAUUUUAUAUACAUUUAAAAACAAAGAGUUUGGUUUUUGUAGUUUGUUUGUUGUAGGGACAGGGGCAGGUUACUUUUGGAAAUAUCACUUGUCCAUCACUCAAUUUGUAACAUCCUGUGAUCUGUUGGUCUAGUCUAGUCCGGCUCAGACACUACAAGUCGCUGGGUGUUUCCAGCUGAUCCAGUCCUCCCUGUUUUUUGUUUUUUUUGUUUUUCCCCUCAGGUCAGUAUUAUUAGUUAGACGGUUGGAGACCGGAGCGAGUCAGCCAUACACAGAAACACCACAAAGGGACUUGAAUCUGUUUAUAGAUGUGUAUAUGCAGCAUAUUAUGUAUGUAUUCCUCAAGAAUUUUAGGCUCGGACCCGUAGACGGCAUCACAAGCAGCACCUACAAGGAGGUGUCGGUGCUACAUCUAACUCUAGAAAGGUCAUGGAUGCACUUCUUCAUUUUGCGUGUUUAAUUUAUUAACCUGUUUCUUUGUUUUCUUGUCUGUUUUGAGUGCGUUGCAUGAAACAGAAGGAGGGAUUUACAUUUUCCAUUGUAUUUUUGUAUUUAGCAUCAUCACAGCUGUCCUCGUCAUGACUUCCUGCGACUGUUUUUAAUUUUUCUGUCUUCAGAUAGAGCUUUGCCCCUCUUAUAUUUUUAUGAAGUUAGAGGCACCAUAGAGCAAGAGAUUAUGCUAUUAACAACCAUUCAGUGCACCUCUCACACCUUUAAAAUUAUGAAACCGUUUCUUCUCAUUCUUCUCUUUUCCAGCAUUUACAAAAAAAAGAAUUGUACGUUCUGGAAAAAGCUGUUUAUUCGCGAGUUAUUGGGUGAAAUGAAAGCUAAUUUAAGAGCAACAUGAAAAAUAAAAUGGUUUUAAAUAUGUGUAAUAAAUUGCAUUUACACUCA